CCCCUCGCCUGCUCAGCAACCAUGCGAGCGGAUUCGGAAGCAGCGCCGCCACUCUAGCCCUGCCCUCUCGUUGCGUUCCUUUUUUUAUUCCCUUCCUUCUUCCAAGGCUGAUUUCUUGUUGGAGGACUCGAAGGGCUGCCACUCUAUGGCGACGGGCAUUCUCCUUUAGGGCAGGAGCCACGGCCAAGCUGCUCGUUCCGCUGCCGGCGCCGAAUGCCCAGUGCCUUCACUUCAUUGCCGCCAAUAUGCUGCCAUCUGCCUCCAAGGAUGUUCUGCUAAUCCUUGCUUUGUCUGUGGCUUCUUCCUGCUCUCAUGACUUUCUGUACCACGACUAUUGCAUUAUUGGUGCUGGCCCCUCAGGACUUCAAAUGGCUUAUUUCCUCCAGCAUGCAGAGCGGGACUAUGUGGUCUUUGAACGUGAACUGGUUCCAGGACAUUUCUUUACUUUGUAUCCGCGCCAUCGCAAGCUAAUUAGCAUCAACAAACUGUACACUGGCAAAUCCAACAGGGAAUUCAACCUUCGUCAUGACUGGAAUUCACUGCUCAGUCAUGACAGCCGACUACUCUUCCGACAUUAUUCUCAGGACUUUUUCCCUCAUGCCGAUGCCAUGAUUCAUUACCUCGCUGAUUUUGCUUCCAUGCUAGACCUACAGGUACAAUAUAACACGUCUAUCACUCAUGUGAUGCUGGAAAAAGACAGCAAGGCAUGGAAUGAUCAUUAUUUCAUCCUCACUGAUCAGAAUGCUCAGCUAUAUAAAUGCAGCGUUCUUCUGGUGGCCACAGGAACAUGGAUCCCUCAUGAAGUCAACUUCCCUGGUUCGAAAUACGUUGAGGGCUAUGAGUCUGUGUCCACUGACCCAAAAGAUUUUGUUGGCCAGUCUGUUUUGAUUUUGGGCCGGGGAAACUCUGCCUUUGAGACGGCAGAUAAUAUUUUGGGUGUCACCAAUUUCAUACACAUGGUCAGCCGCUCCAGGGUUCGCCUUUCUUGGGCUACUCAUUAUGUUGGAGAUCUGAGAGCAAUUAACAAUGGCCUCCUAGAUACAUAUCAGUUGAAGUCUCUAGAUGGGCUCCUGGAGGGUGACUUAGAAGACCUGGUCCUCAUCAAGGAUGAAAAUGGGAAGCUGAAAAUCACCCUCCGGUUCUACCUGGAAAACAGCAAUAGAAGUGAAGGAGAGACGGUCCUCUUUCCACAGGACAAGCUGGACAACUUUGCUGCUCGAGCACCUUACGACCGUGCCAUUCGCUGCUUGGGUUGGAAGUUUGAUUUCUCUAUAUUCGAUAAGUCUGUUAGACUCAUGCGAGGCAAAGACAACAAAAAGAAAUAUCCCUUGAUCAAGCCCAGCUAUGAAGCCAAAGCCACUCGAGGUCUCUUUGUUCUGGGCACUGCAAGCCAUUCAGUUGACUUCAGGAAAUCUGCUGGUGGUUUUAUUCAUGGAUUUCGAUAUACAGCUCGUGUAGUUCAUCGCUUAUUAGAGGUCCGUCACCAUGAAAUACCCUGGCCUUCCACUGUCUAUCCCAUUGCUCAGCUAACAAAUGCCAUUGUGAAGCGACUAAACGAGGCAUCUGGACUUUACCAGAUGUUCAGUGUGCUGGCAGAUGUCAUCCUGUUAAAAGAAAAUGCCACAGAAUUUGAAUACCUGGAGGAAUACCCAGUUGGGGUCCUGCAAGACCUGGAAUGGCACACAGGAAGAAAGGUUCAGAAUGGACUUUUUGUCAUCAUGUUGGAUUAUGGGAAGAACUUCUCUGGGCCAGACAAGGACGUCUUCUAUUACAAUCGUGCCGUGGGGGAACCACAGCACGCCUGGCAGUCCAAUUUCCUGCACCCUGUCAUUUAUUACUAUAAACGCCUUCCCACUGAACGUGAGAUGAGACUUUGCCCACCAGACCAGCCUCUGCCCCGUCCAGAUGCAAUCCAUCACAUGGUGGAGGACUUCUUGACAGAGUGGACUGCGCCAAGUGCCCACAUCCUGCCACUCCGACGGUUUCUGGAGAAUUGCCUGGAAACAGAUCUGCGUAGAUUCUAUGGAGAAUCCUGCUUCCUCUUUGCCUUAACCCACCAGAAGUUGCCUCCCUUCUGCCAGCAGGGAUACAUGAGAAUGCAGGGGCUCAUGGGUAAUGAGAGACUUCACCGCUACGGAGUAGAAACUGGACACCUUGAGGACUAUGCUGCUAUGGAUUCCUCCAGCGAGCAGGCGGAGGGCAGUGUCCUACCGUUUCACCAGUUGUUGGACAAUCACAUCGUAUCAGAUCACCGACGACACCGUCUCACGAGCACCAGAAAUGAACUUUAACCUAUCUCCAAAAAUAGCAAAAUCCACAAGUAUUGCUGUUAAGAUGCCAAGAUCUCCAGAGGACCUCCAAUUUCUUGUAUGUUCACUUGUAUGUUACUGCUUCUUUCUAGGGACCAUGGAUUGCCAAAGACUUCUGUAGAUCAUUUGUUAUUUGUGAAGGAGGUGAAGCUUUACAGGAGGUAAGCAAAGGCUGCAGCUCAAGAAUACUGAGACAUUCCUUUCCUCCUAGCCUCAUUACUUGAUAAUGGUAUUGCAUUUGUGUUUAUACUGAGCUGUCUCAAGUUUAUUGAGAGAUACCUUUAAAAAGAUACACAGGUGACUGGUCAUGAAUGUUCAGUUGCAUGUUUUGUGGUGAUCCACAAAAGAAGUCAGUCAUAGGUGCUAUGUGUGUUGUGUUGCUGCAUAUACUUACAGAUGCGUAUGUGCAUGACUCUACAAUCGGGUUAAUAUCGGCUGGGCAAGCAAUUCAAGGGCUGGUCUUAAAAGUCCAAAGCAUGGAAAUGUUUAUCUAUUGUCUACAAGGCAGGUCUCGUGGCUCUAACUGAGUAGCAGAACCUGUAUCCAUUCAUACCAGUUUGGUAAGGUAUGCUAUUGCCAUAGUGAGAUCAUUCUGUGGAAAUGCUGUUCUGUCUCAAGAUUCUCUGCUCAAGAGGGAGAGUUCUUGUACCUUUGACAAAUUAUCCUCUGAUUUGCACUAUACAUUGUUAGAAAACUUUACAUUAUUCCAUUUAAUUAAAAUGAAAUCGUAUUUCUAAUUGAAAUUGUAUUUUUGAUAUCUCCCUUCACAUUAGCUGGGGUUAGGGACACAGGGCCCCUGCAAAAGUGGAAAAAAUACAAACAAAAGCACUGCUGUUUUAUUUUUAGCCUGAGAGAAUAUAUCCCUAGGAAUCACUACAUUCUCCAAUGCAACUCUGAUCAAUUUCUGCCAGAGGUUGACCAUAUAGUCAUGCUGAAGAUCCUAGAAAUGUUUAUGGGGAAUAUAUUACAGGCAGUCCCUAAGUUACAAACAUCUGACUUACAAAGGAUUCAUAGUUAAAAUGAGGGUGAGGCAACAGGAAGUGAGAGAAAUCUACCCUAUCCUGAAAGAGUUAUCAUGGGGAAAAGGUAUUUCCACUGAAACUUUGUCACCAAGCCUUGUUUCCACAUCAAGCCAAAUUUUUCAAAAUCCAGUGGUCACAGGGACAGAAAGUGGGGUGAAAUCUUCUGAACAGGGGCACAGACAGCAAAGUAAACAUCACAUUCCUAUUCUAUCCAAAGCUUUUAUACACACACACAUGCCCACCACUUGUGUUUUUCCACUUUCACAGGGGUUCUGUGACACCUUUCCAUUACCCAGUGACAAGAAUCCAGUAUUCAGGGGCAAAAAUCCAUCACUCUAUUGUUCACCUAUAAAAUACAAUUGAGGUUCAGUAUCCACAAUUUUUGCAGCCAUGGAUUCAAUCUUCUAUAGCUUGAUUUUUUUUAUCCAAAAAGCAUACCUUGAUUUUGGUGUUUUAUAUAAGGACACUGUUGCACUAAGUCAUUAUAUAUAAUGGGAUUUGAAUGUCUAUGGAUUUUGGUAUCUAUGCGGGGUGGGUCCUAAAACAAAAUCCCAGCAAAUACCAAGGGCCCAGUGUAGCUAUAUCUUUAAUCUCCCAUUUACUCUUAAAAAUGAACAUAGAAGAGGUUUCGGCACUGACAGAAAUACUGCUGAAAGCAGUGGCCGUUCCUCACAACAUGGACAGGGAGGAGUAGAUUAGCACAAGGAGUCUCUCCCCAUAACAACAUAAAUGGGCUUCAGCUUGCAUGAUUUUUUAUCAUUGGUUGUUUGGUUAGGGCAGGUGGGAUUUGUAGUAUGGUGUUUUGGUAGGGGGCCAUACAAAAGCAAACUACAUGUAUAGUUUGCCUUUAAUUACAAUUUUGUUUUGUGUUUUAUGUUAUUUCAUUUAUACCUGUAUGUUAUAAUUUUAUGUUACUUGGUGCUGCUACUGAUUUUGGUUAAUUUUUGUGUAUUUUCUGUAUUCUGUCUUGCACUGUGUUGCCUUGUAAACCACCAAAAGUCUUUUUGGGGAGAUGGGGCAAGAUAUAAAUAAAAUUGUUGUUUUUUGUU
Molecule: messenger RNA, 4380 nt
Organism: Anolis carolinensis (green anole)
Lineage: Eukaryota; Metazoa; Chordata; Lepidosauria; Squamata; Anolidae
Gene: foxred2
Product: FAD dependent oxidoreductase domain containing 2
Exons: 9
Coding region: 246-2291 (681 amino acids)
Cellular component (GO): endoplasmic reticulum lumen
Molecular function (GO): flavin adenine dinucleotide binding; monooxygenase activity
Source: RefSeq, a predicted model, not a curated record